This is a messenger RNA of Corticium candelabrum, 2554 nucleotides long. Its product is annotated as nucleolar protein 14-like. Gene Ontology annotation, biological process: maturation of SSU-rRNA. The transcript has 24 exons. Lineage: Eukaryota; Metazoa; Porifera; Homoscleromorpha; Homosclerophorida; Plakinidae. The coding region runs from base 17 to 2389 and encodes 790 amino acids. Gene Ontology annotation, cellular component: small-subunit processome; Noc4p-Nop14p complex; nucleolus. The record is from RefSeq and is a predicted model, not a curated record.
GUUGCCGAUAACCUGGAUGAAGUCCCGUACGUUCGGAUUUGCCAUGAAGUCAAUCAAAGUGAGUCGUCGAGCGGGUAAUGACGAGCCUCCAAACCUGUUUGAAAUUAGAGUGAAUAAAAGAAAGCACGAUGUACUUGGAAGGAAGUUGAAGUCUGAACGCAGUGCGCGAGGAAAAGCGACUUGUCGUGCCCUAGAAAAAAGGAAGAAGACUCUUUUGCCUGCAUACCAGCAACGCAGCAAGAGAAGCUUAUUUAUUGAUGGACGACUGGGUGAACAUGACAAUAAAAUGACAGUAGAAGAGAAAAUGUUUAAAAGAUUUGCUGCGGAGAGACAGAGACAGCAUGAACAUGAACAACGUCAUAUCAACUUUAGUUUGGAAGAAGAGUCAAGUGACUUGGAAAAGUCUUUUUCCAAGAAGAUACCUCUCAUGUGUGAGACUGAGAUAGAUGAUCAUAAACUAAAAGAAGAAGAUUUCAAAGAAGCACAUUUUGGAGGAUUUGAUGCUAAUGGCAGUGAUAAAUUGUAUCGCUCACAACAGGAAAUCAUGGAAGAUGUUAUUGCCAAAGCAAAGAAAAAGAAGUUUGAAAGACAAAGGGCCAAGGAUUUAUUGUCUGACUUGACAGACAAACUCGACUCAGAUUGGCCAAUGAUAAAAAAGUUGAUGUCACAUGGACAGCAAGCUAGUGGCAGUGUAACAGAUGAUUAUGAUGUUACUGUAAAGCAACUUGCCUUUGAUGGGCGUGCUCAAUCUAGUGAAGCGACAAAGACAGUAAAGACAGAUGCAGAAAUAUUAAAAAGAAGAAAGAAAGAAGAGAAGCGGCAAGAGAUUUCAAGAGACAGCAGGAUAAGACAUGACAAAACAGCUUGGUGGCAGUAUGCUUCCACUGAUGCACUGAAUGAAGACUUAAAUUUUGACUGUAACGACAAGCAGAAGGGUGAGGUCUAUCUGACCUCUAAUGUCAUAAAGGAUAGUGAAGGAAGUGAUGAUAAGAGUGUACAAGAUGAAACUGAAAGUUUACAGAGUGAAGGUGGUAGUAGUUUUAACAGCUGUGAGAGUGAGCAAAACUUUGAGGUUGACAGACAAGACAAAGAAGGUGAAUCUCAGAGUGAAAGCAGUAGCUCUGAAUGUAUUAACAGUACUGAAGAGGAGUUUAUAACGUGCCAUCAGGAGAAUGAAGAUCAAGAAAGUCAUGAUCAGUUUUGGCAACUUAUAGAGAUGCUGAAUGAAAAGAGCAGUAAAGAUAACAAUGUGAAAGCUGUGGAAAUGGUGGCAAACUGUCUCUGUGCCAAAAAGUCUUUAGAGAACAAAAGGAAGCUUGAAGUUCUUUUUGUUGCACUUGUUCGACGUUUUCGGCAGUUAUGUUGUGAACCAAUGACUGAUAUUCACCAAGCAGAUCAGUUGACAAAAGUCUUGUAUAAUAUGUCCCACAUCGUGGCUCAUGUAGCUGGUGACUGCAUGAAAAAUACAGUUCGUGAAAUACAAAGAGUCCAAGGUGCUAGGAAAAGUGCUUCAGUCCUGACUAUGUCGCAGUUACUUGUAUUGAGACUGUGUGGUGUUUUGUUUCCUGUUUCUGGCUAUCAUCAUACAGUUGUCACUCCAGCCAUAACUCUGCUUGCCUCAUCUUUAUCUCAGUGCGAAGUCACAUCUUGUUGUGAAGCAUUUCUUGGUCUUUUCUCUCUAUCUGUGCUGCACCAGUUUGUGUGUUAUUCUAAGAAGUUUGUUCCUGAAGUUCCCUUGUUUCUUUCUCAUCUUUUUUCAACUGUAUUAAUGAAACUGUCUAGCUUUUCAAAUGAGGAGCUUGACAGAGAUAAAUUGUGGAAAAUAAGGCCAAUGUCUUUGGGUGAGUUGGUUUUUGGGACUUUUGAAGAGUCUACACACACAUGGUUUUCUGUUCUUUACAUUGCUUUAACAUUGCUUGCAUUGUUUGGGACUUUGUAUGCAAGUGUUAUCAGUUUUCCUAAAAUGUUUCAAAUUUUAAGUCAGGACUUAUACAAGCUGUCUUCAAUGUCUCUUCCUCUUGCAAUCCAGAGGCAGGUCUGUGCGGUGUCUACACAGCUGAAAACAGCAGAAUUGUCUCUGUAUCCUCUUCGGUUUCAACACCAUAAACCCACACCUCUUAAAUUGUAUACACCAAGGUUUGAACAAAGUUUUUAUGACAGUCAAAGUUCUCGGCGAAAUGACACAACUCAAUUGAGGCUGAAGCACCGGAAAGAACUGAGAGGAGCUGUAAGGGAGCUGCGGCGAGAUGCUGCUUUUCUUAGUUAUCAUUCGCUUAAAGAUCAGCUAGAAAGGGAUGAGGAACGACGACGUCAUGUGAAGGCAUUGCAAAAUAUGCUUGCCAGUGAGCAAGCUGAGACAAAGGAGAGGAAAAGGAAAGCAAGGAUUUGAUAGAGUUACAGGUCUAAAUGUAGUAGAUUAUUCUGAAACUCUCAAUGUAAUGUGGAGUAAAAGUAUGUUGUUGUCAAGCUUGAUUUGGGUGAUAUUUUUGGCAGUGCACGUGCUAAGGUCCUAAGGAUAUUGUAUUUUGUGUAAGAAACAAGUAGUUUGCUUUAA